Molecule: messenger RNA, 1842 nt
Organism: Chrysochloris asiatica (Cape golden mole)
Lineage: Eukaryota; Metazoa; Chordata; Mammalia; Afrosoricida; Chrysochloridae
Product: cationic amino acid transporter 3-like
Exons: 11
Coding region: 1-1842 (613 amino acids)
Biological process (GO): transmembrane transport; amino acid transport
Cellular component (GO): plasma membrane
Molecular function (GO): amino acid transmembrane transporter activity
Source: RefSeq, a predicted model, not a curated record
AUGCAGUGGCAAAAGCUAAUCCGCAGGCGCCCCCUGGGGACAAACAAGACCAAGAGUGGCCUGGCCAGCUGCCUGACCACCUUGGAUCUGGUGGCCCUGGGUGUGGGCAGCACCCUGGGAGCAGGCGUCUAUGUCCUGGCUGGCGAAGUGGCCAGGGAGAUAGCUGGACCAGCAAUCGUCAUCGGCUUCUUGGUGGCAGCCCUAUGUACCAUGCUGGCCGGAUUCUGCUUUGCGGAGUUUGGGGCCCGGGUUCCCUGCUCUGGGUCUGCAUAUCUCUACAGCUACGUCACAGUGGGUGAACUUUGGGCUUUCGUCACUGGCUGGAACCUCAUACUCUCCCACAUCAUUGGUACCGCCAGCGUGGCCAGAGCCUGGAGCGCCACCUUUGAUGGUCUGAUUGGGAACCACAUCUCCCAGGCCCUGCAGGGCCGCCUGUCUCUGAAUGUGCCCCACUUCCUGGCCAAGUAUCCAGACUUCUUCGCCCUAAGCCUGGUGCUGCUGCUGACGGGAUUGCUGGCUCUGGGAGCUAGUGAGUCGGCCAUGGUUACCAAAGUGUUCACAGGCGUGAACCUGUUGAUUCUCAGCUUUAUCAUCCUUUCCGGCUUCAUUAAGGGAGAUCUACAUAACUGGAAGCUUGGAGAGCUGGACUACAACCAGAGCUUGACUGGACUCAACACCACCUCUAGCUUGGGUCCUCUGGGCUCUGGUGGAUUUGUGCCUUUUGGCUUUGACGGGAUUCUUCGUGGAACAGCUACGUGUUUCUUUGCAUUUGUUGGCUUUGAUUGCAUUGCCACGACAGGAGAAGAAGCCCGGAAUCCUCACCGGUCCAUCCCUGUGAGCAUUGUGCUCUCCAUCUUCAUCUGCUUUCUGAUGUAUUUUGGCGUCUCCUCAGCACUCACCCUCAUGAUGCCGUAUUACCAGAUCUACUCUGAGAGCCCUCUGCCGGACGCGUUUCUCCGUAUCGGAUGGGCCCCUGCCAGAUACGUGGUGGCCAUUGGCUCCCUCUGUGCCCUUUCAUCCAGCCUCCUGGGUGCCAUGUUCCCCUUAACGCGGGUCAUCUACUCAAUGGCGGAGGAUGGGCUCCUUUUCCGAGGCCUCGCCAGGAUCCAUGCCCGGACGCAGACCCCUGUAAUGGCCACCCUGGUCUCUGGAAUCAUUGCAGCACUCAUGGCAUUCCUUUUUGAGCUCAGUGAUCUUGUGGACCUCACAUCAAUUGGAACCCUGCUUUCGUACUCCAUGGUGGCUUUUUCUGUUCUUGUCCUCAGGUACCAGCCAGAUCACAAAGUAAGCAAGGGUGACCCAGUAGCGGCGGGGAUGUUUGAGAUGAGUUCGGUUCCAAAGCCUUUGGAAUCUGGAGCUGAAACGGAAAGGAGUCGGAGCUGCUCCACCAACAUUGUCUGCGUUCUGAAAUCUGGCCACAUCGUCUACAUCAGUGCCUCUGUGCUUGUCAUACUGCUGAUGGUCCUCUGCCUGAUACUGACCCAGUGGCUCGGACGCCUGCUGUCCGGGGACCCUGUCUAUACAACCGUGACUGUGCUGCUGCUGGUGGUCAUUACUGGGCUCACGGUCAUCAUUGGGAGACAACCCCAGGACCCUACAGCGCUUUACUUCAAGGUCCCUGCGUUGCCUGUCCUCCCCUUGGUGAGCAUCUUUACGAAUGUUUACUUGAUGAUGCAGUUGACCUCUGGGACCUGGGCACGAUUUGGGGUCUGGAUGAUGAUUGGGUUUGUUAUAUAUUUUGGAUAUGGGAUCCGACACAGCCUGGAGAAGAGUAGCCAACAGCCACCAACCUCAAGCUCCCAAACGAUUGGCGAAAAGAACCGGAAGGCUGAAUUGGUCUAA